ACCUUGUCUUUGCGUGUAAUGAAUCAUGUACCAGUUAUGCAAGAUAUCGUAGUCGGCAAAACCGAAAGCAGAUUCAAAUCGAUAGAAACCGAAUUCUACAGCCAACAUAGCCGAAGCUUUGCACGAUCCGUAUUCGCACGAAUGGCAAGGGCUGAAAAAUCUUUGCCUGGUUAUUAUGGACCCCGUGGAAUGCAAAUCAUCAUGGAUUGUUUGACGAAAGAACUAUCGAAAUCGAACCACCUGACAGCAGCAAAUACAGCCCCAAUGCCACCAGUUCAGUUUGUCCAGCAGAUUCUUAUUCCGGAGACGGCCGCACGACUUAUUCAAGAAGAUAAGAAUGUUUCUUACGACGAAGCAUCGGAUAUCAUGAGAAAGAGUGCUAAAUUCGGCAGUGCCGUCAACCCCACCAUGGAUUCGGAUGAAAGCGAAAGCAGUAAUGAAUGAGUAUAAAAACCAACAUGAAUCAUAACCCCUUAAGCAGUUCUGCACUUUUUUGUGUCAAAUGUCGUUUA
Messenger RNA from Zychaea mexicana, 512 nucleotides. Its product is annotated as restriction of telomere capping protein 4. NCBI's taxonomy places the organism in Eukaryota, Fungi, Mucoromycota, Mucoromycetes, Mucorales, Lichtheimiaceae. The transcript is spliced from 2 exons. Bases 37 to 444 code for a protein of 135 amino acids. The record is from RefSeq and is a predicted model, not a curated record.